GACUUGCACGCUACCGUCGAGUUCCAGUUCCGUCCACAGCUACUGUGGCUCUCGCGAAAUGCCGUGAAACUGCUGCUUGGCCACGAGUCACGUGACCUAUGUUCGACACCCUAUGCGGCCUUCGUGGCUCUGCUGAGCCCUCAUCCCAUUCCUGUUCGCCACCAUCACGUCGACAAUGCCUUAUGAUACCCCACACCCCCGUUUGCGCAAGAGUGAUCCUCUGGUGGAACACCCCCUUCGGCCAUCUCGACAUCGUCUCCCCGACAACCCCAUCCAGCGUGUAUGGCGCCGUCACUGCCUUUUUGAAGCCCCAAGGGCGAACAAUACGUCAAUUCUUCGGGAUGACGUCCUCCAGGUCGUCUUCGACUUCUUGGCGAAGGAACGGGUGCGCUACGGCGGCAACCUCAGACUUGCGAGCGACGUAAUCCCGCUAGUGUGUGGGAGCUGGAAAAGGCUCUCCAUCCCCCGGACGUCGCUGUGGCGAACGUUCAUUAUACAUCAACGCUGCAGUACGCGUGAAGUCUGCGAUAGGCUGGAUCUGUCGGGCAACCAAGGCCUACAGGUCGAGUUCACGCGAAUGCGCGGCGUCGUCAAUUGGGGGCUUCACCUGUCGGAACUCCGACACCUUAUACGCCUCGCGGAGAUAAUGUGCAAGCAUGUGGGGCGAUUUGAGGAAUUCACGAUCCUCCGCUUCGACGCUGAGCACACAUCUACCAUCCUGAGGGUGUUCAACAAGCCCGCACCAAGCCUCAAGCUCAUCUCCGUCAAGUUAGGUGAGGAGGGCGUUCCGUACCCAGAUGACCAGUGGCUCCCCGAAAUGGCUCUACAAAUUUUCGACGGCUCGAUGCCGAGUUUGAAGGAUGCCACCAUAUACGACUUCCCGGUCUCUUUCGCGGGGAUCGGCCACCUCCUUGUCCUGGGGCUUCGUAUACGGUCUGCGUGCACCCUCGAUGACCUUCUGGCGGCGCUUCGACAAAACACCCUCCUGGAGAGCCUCACCAUCGACACGGACGGGUUGGAAUGUACCAUGGAUCGGAGUCUCGUCCACCUCCCACGGCUCCGCAACUUCACGGUGAAGGGGCCGCAGGAUGACGCCAUUCGCAUCCUCAACUCUUUGGUCUUCCCCAAGAGGACGAACGUCUCUGUGCAAAUGUGGUGCCUCUACCCGGACGACGAAGAGGAAAGCGUCGCUGAGGUAUACGAAAGCUCCUUCAAGGAGCACUUGCGCGACGCAAGAUAUGUGAUGUUCGGGAUCAAGGAGAACAAGAAGCGGCAGAUCGUAUUGGUGCUAAUCUCUGCCACCAAGGAUGCCAAAGUCGUCGUCUCCUGGGCAAUACCCGAGCCGCCGGAUGAUUCGGACUCCCGCAUCAUUGGGCCGCGGACGGACAUGCUUGACUUUGCAAACGUCAGGCAUUUGGACAUCGUAACGCUCCCAUCUAGGAACGUUCUGGAAUCCUUGCUAUGGGAGAAUAUGCUGGGCCUCUUUCCAGCACUGCAGGAAAUAAAGGUCCGUGCGCCGUUACCACCGCCGGUGCACCCCGUGCCAGAGGAAGGACUACCGCCGGCGGACCCCGCGCCAGAGGAAGGACCGCCCAUCGACUCGGACAAUGCUGAUGAAACGGACCUCAACCCGAUCGGUCAGUAUGAGCCGGCGAUGCUGCGCACCAUCCGUGAGCUCUGCUACACGUUGACGAUGGGGGCACCCGACGACAGUCUCGGUGCUGAGCCGGGCGCGAGGAAGAUGCUUUUCCCGAACAUACGCAACCUGGCGAUGCUGAAUAAGUACCUCGAACACGAAGAGGCAGAUGAACUCAGAGAGUUGUACGAGUGGUGGAUGGAGAUGCGUCCGUCAGAGGGCUUAGCCAGGAUGUCCUUAAUUGGUCCCGCGAACUGAGGAUCCUGAAAUGACCGACUCAUAGCUCGAGCCGGGGCUUAUGCUGGUCUUGCUGGACCAUCCUACGAUCCACGUAUCGCUACAUCAUUCAACGUUCACUCACGUUCAUCGCUAUUGCUGCAUCUGUACAUGAUUAUGGACCUUCCCCCCAUCACCGCAUUUGUAUACACACCGCAACGAAGUGCUCGGAGCGGUUGUCUACGUAGACUUCAUGGGCGGAUUGUCCUAGAUAUUAUCUUCCACUCAUGACAUCCCUGGUUGCCCUGU
Messenger RNA from Rhodofomes roseus, 2161 nucleotides. RefSeq lists its product as uncharacterized. The record is from RefSeq and is a predicted model, not a curated record. Bases 176 to 1894 code for a protein of 572 amino acids. Lineage: Eukaryota; Fungi; Basidiomycota; Agaricomycetes; Polyporales; Fomitopsidaceae. The transcript is spliced from 2 exons.